Messenger RNA from Malaya genurostris, 1532 nucleotides. Its product is annotated as mucin-3A-like. NCBI's taxonomy places the organism in Eukaryota, Metazoa, Arthropoda, Insecta, Diptera, Culicidae. The record is from RefSeq and is a predicted model, not a curated record. The transcript is spliced from 2 exons. Bases 13 to 1461 code for a protein of 482 amino acids.
CCGAUCGAUAUCAUGAGGAAGUGGCUUCUGUUAGCGUGUGCCGUGGUGGCUUUCAGUUCCGUUUGUGGUGAUCUUGGUUUAAAAAUAGGAAUACCGUCUCUAUCGGCCUCGGUGAAGAGUUCUAUUGGAAAUGGCAUUAGCAUUAUUACAGCGGCGAAUGCUAGUUUUACGGUGAAUGCAACGCUAGAUUCCAGUGGUGCUGUCGCGGCCUUAAGACUUGUGGUGGCAGAUUUUGUGCUACCUCUGGGCAGUCUGCUUACCGGAAUUCAAAGUGCGACUACAAACACUUCGGGUUAUACCGCUGACGUGAUUACAACACUGGAUGGGCUCGUAACGACGGCGUCGACAGCUCUCGGAACCGCAAUGACGGACGCAGCUACACUAGCAACUACAACCCGACCGGCAUGGUACAGUAGUUUGACGACUGGCUUGACUAACCUAUCGACCUUGGUCAGCAGUCUCACAAGUGUUUUCGACGCAAUUGGGAUAUUGCUAACGACAAUCAGCUCGGCUACAUACGCGUAUACGCCAUCUAAUGUUACUAAAGUUAUCACUUCUACCGUAGUCGGUACCAUUACAACCCCCUUAACGUACAUCGCCGGUAAUUUGACGAGCAUUGGAUCGGCAAUUACCGCGAUCGGUAAGGACAAACAAACCACCGUCAUACUGGUCGCGGCAGCUAACGCAACGAUCACCAAAGAUUCGAAUGCGUUGGCAGUGGUCUCAACCGCUUUCAACAAAUCGGCCACAGAUUUACAGAGUGCUAUCAUUGCCCUUUCUGCAACGAGUCUUGCCGCGAUCAAUACUUCCUAUAGCACCAUACUGGCUCGGUCAGCUCUCUACAAUGGAGGAGUGGCAACAAAUCUGACGACCUUUUUGUACGGAAAUCUUGCGGUUAACUCUACCGCAAUGGCAACGGUAGUUUCCAGUACCCAAAACACGACGAGUACGGUUUAUGCCACCCUGAGUACGGAGAUGUCAAAUGUUGCCACGGCUCUGAUAGCGGGACUCGCGAAUAUCACCAAUGUAACGUCGACCAGUUCUAGCAAAUAUGCCAGCAUGUGCCAAGCCAAAUAUGGAUCGCUUUAUAAACAGCCGGAUCUUUCUUUGUCCCGACUAGCACCUUGUCUUCAGCUGGAAACUGCCGGGUUCAACACGUUACUCCAAGCGGUCGGUACUCAAUUCAAUGCUCUGGUCUCGGCUGUUGGUGUAUCGGCUCUAAGAUUGAAUCUCUGCACUGUUACCAACGGAAACUGUAGCGUUUCGUAUUUUGCCGACUUUCCCUCGUUCACCGAUCGAGCAACCGCAGUUUACACUAUAAUUACGACACUGGUAAGUGUCAGUGAAACAGUUCUUACUGGCCGUGCCAGCAACUGCCUGGUCGCCGUUUCGAACGAUAUUCAGGACAACUCGCAACUCACACAGAAUCAAUUCGGAGCAUGUUUGACGACCGGUACUUGAAUGAUCCUUAGGAAUUGAAAUACAAAGGAAUUAGUUCUAUCGAACGAUAAUACAAUUCUGAUACAUUAGAA